Symbiodinium necroappetens is the source of this 336-nucleotide messenger RNA. NCBI's taxonomy places the organism in Eukaryota, Dinophyceae, Suessiales, Symbiodiniaceae. The record is from the annotation of a GenBank genome assembly.
GUUUCAUCAAGGUGCCGGGAGUUCCUUUCUAGGCUGCUGGAGAAGGAUCCAAACAGUCGUUGUACAGCGGCGCAGGCUGCUCGCCAUCCGUGGCUCUCCGGACGGGCGAAGAGAUCAAUCCCACAGCCGAUUCCUUUGCAGGUUCGGAGCAGUGCGGCUGCAGAGGCAAAGGCCUCACUGGAGCAAUGCCUCCCAGAGUGCGAGCACAACGUUUCGCCAAAGGAGAAGAGCGAGCGCGUCCUGGCACUGGCCCAGGCACACCGUGACUGGGCCCAGGGGCUGGAGGUGUCAAGUGAGUCGGAAUCCGAUGAGUCGACCGGCACCUGGCCAUGCUAA